AUGAUGAUGACUGGCCGUGUGCUGCUGGUGUGUGCCCUCUGCGUGCUGUGGUGCGGUGUCUGCGGUGGUGGACGAGCUGAAACAAUUCCAGGUUCUUCGGGUUCUUCAGGUACUCCGUCCGGUAAAGAGAAACUUCAAAACGACAAAGAUACCGUCGUUGUCACUGGAGAAGUUGACCAAAAAAGUGAACAGGAAGUGACACAAGCAGCCGCAACAACGGGGUCAGGAUCACAGAAAGCGGAAGCGAACCCGCCACAGACAACACAACCCGAAGGAGGAGCAUCAGAAACGACAAGUCCAUCGUCGGAAAAAAAGGAUCAAAAAGAAGACGAUCAAAAGGAGAAAACCGACGAAGCCGAAGAAGAAGAAGACGAAGAUGACGAAGAAGAAGAAGAAGAGGAAGAAGAGGAAAAGGAAGAGGAUGAUACGGAGGAAAAGGGAGAGACAAUGAAAGAAGGAGCUGGUACCAGCACCACAGAGGUGAUCUCAGCAGGCGGUCAAGAGCAGAGAAGUUUAUCUUCUGCUGCGGAGGAAGCAGAGAAUAAAACAAAUCCCAACAGCACCCAAACAACUGGAGACGAUGAUCCAGCAGCUGAUGGUGCAGGGACAGCAGAGGGAAAACAAAAUGAAAAUAAAGAUGCCAAUCCGAAGGAAACACCAACUGUCGAAGCCACAGCCAUGAAAAAUACAACGGCGACUGGCGACAGUGACGGCAGCACCGCGGUCUCGCACACCACCUCCCCUCUUUUGCUUCUUCUUGUUGUUGCGUGUGCGGCUGCUGCUGCGGUGGUGGCCGCGUGA
Trypanosoma cruzi is the source of this 801-nucleotide messenger RNA. Its product is annotated as mucin-associated surface protein (MASP), putative. The coding region runs from base 1 to 801 and encodes 266 amino acids. The transcript has a single exon. The record is from RefSeq and is a predicted model, not a curated record. NCBI's taxonomy places the organism in Eukaryota, Euglenozoa, Kinetoplastea, Trypanosomatida, Trypanosomatidae.